Molecule: messenger RNA, 3205 nt
Organism: Clupea harengus (Atlantic herring)
Lineage: Eukaryota; Metazoa; Chordata; Actinopteri; Clupeiformes; Clupeidae
Product: angiopoietin-4
Biological process (GO): positive regulation of heterotypic cell-cell adhesion; blood coagulation, common pathway; blood coagulation
Cellular component (GO): fibrinogen complex
Molecular function (GO): extracellular matrix structural constituent; protein-macromolecule adaptor activity
Source: RefSeq, a predicted model, not a curated record
AUCUACCAAAUGCUUCUUGAGGAUUGGCAAUCCACCCUGUUUUCACAGACUGAAAAGACACUUUCCACAAAAAUAUGUGAAUGGACCAAUGUCUCCAUCAGAACCUGAAUGCAGAAGAGCAUUGGGUCUUUCCUUUGUUAACAGCAACUGGCUGUUGCUUUGUCACUGGACCUGGACCACCUCAGGACCUGACUGGCAGGACCCAACAGAACGAUGAGGCUUUCCCUGGCACACACGCCAGUCCAGCUGGCUCUGUGGUUGCCGUGGGUGACGGCGGUGGUGUCGGCGCUGUUGUCGGACAACAUGACGGGUUUCUACGGCGACGAGAGCACGCAUCGCAUCAGCAGCGGCCUCAUGCAGUGCGGCGAGUACAGCAAUGAGGCGAUGCCCAACGGGCAGUGCCGCCUGAUGGCCACGCUGCCGCAGCUGGCCGAGCAGCGGUGCCCAGACAUGUUCCGCUGCACGGACGAGGUCUCCUACUGGCUGCACGAGAACGAGGAGCGCAAGCAGCAGGUGCAGGACCUGAAGGAGACCAUCUCCGAGCUCCUGGAGGAGCUGAGAAGCCACAGGCACCGCAUCAAAGUGCUGGAGAUGCAGCACCAGGACCGGACGGGCUGGAACUCGUCUCUGGAGCACCGCUUCCACGCGCUGGAAGAGAGCUACAUGGAGGCCACGGCGCUGCUGCAGGUUCACGGCUCGCUCAUCUACGACAUGCAGCGGCAGGUGCACAACCUGUCCAUGGUGGUGGAGCGCGUGCGUCGCAACCCCGGCUGCAUGAUCAACAUCAUCCGCACCAGCCCUCUGCUCAGCAACCACGAGAUGCUGCACCCAGAGGUGCAGCACAUACGGAACUGUCCAAUCGACUGUGCCUCGCUUUACUACAAUGGAGUACACAGGUCUGGAGUUUUCACUAUUGUCCCUUCACGAGGGACCGCGCCGCUGGAGGUCUACUGCGACAUGGAGACUGAAGGUGGAGGGUGGACAGUGAUCCAGAGGAGGCAGGACGGGAAGGUGAACUUCAACCGCAUGUGGAACGAGUAUAAGAACGGUUUUGGCGACCUGCAUACUGAGUUCUGGCUGGGAAACGACCACAUCCAUGACCUCUCCAAUCAGGGGGCCUACUCACUGCGUAUUGACCUGGAGGACUGGAACGGCAAGCACAAGCAUGCCUAUUAUGAGAGCUUCAGCACUGAGGAUGAGGAUCACCAGUACCGUCUGCACGUGACUGGCUUCAGUGGGACAGUGGAAGACUCCUUCGCUUGGUACCACGACAAGCAGAGCUUCAGCACUCCUGACACGGGCAACAUCUGUGCUGAGAUCUCCCACGGGGGAUGGUGGUACAACCAGUGCUUCUUUGCUAACUUAAAUGGAGUUUACCACAAGGGGGGGCGCUACUCUGCCAAAAGCAAGAAUCUGCUGGGCCCAGAUGGCAUAGUGUGGUACACCUGGAAGGACUCUGACUACUACUCACUGAAGAAGGUGAGCAUGAUGAUUCGCCCACGGACAUUCAGGCCACGCCUGUCUCCAUGACAACAACAGCUCAUCGCGAGCCAAGCCUGCUGUGAUGUGACAGGGCGUGACAACACGUCUCAGCACUGUGUGAAAACAACUACCAGCCGCGUCUGUACACUGUUCAGGCAGGUGUCAGAAGUCCGUUUACGCAGAAACAAAAUGUAUAUCUAACAAUGUACAUCUGAUCUCGCACAGACACACACAUAACACAGAUGAAUGUCUUCAAGUCCAGGCUUCUUUUGGCUUUUGACGUUUGGAUUUUAGCAUGAACAGCUCGAUUGUGAAGCAUCAUGACCAUGCUGCACAAAAACAGAACCGGCAACUACACUGACAUGGAGAACCUUACAAGAAAAUUCAGCUAGACAUUGAACAACACUGUUCAAUGCUGCACUUUAUACUGUGUAUAUGUUCCUGUACAUGCUUAACUUUGCUCUGUAUUAAUAAUUAGUAUAUGGGCAUCACUAGUUCAGAACCAUUUGAAGGCUACAGUGACUUACCACAACACCACCAUCAACCUUGUUCACUCUCUCUGUAUAACUGUAUUCUGUUACUUGUGUCAGCACAACAAACUACUUUUGCCAAAGAGGUAAAAGUAUCGCUUGAUAAAUACAUUGACCAUAGUCUGUGAAGACAUGUGACUGAUUUAGGUAUUUGUAUUUAGGACGAAAGGAACGUGAUUACUAUCUCCCUCUCUGGGAAACUAUAGAAGGAUAUGGGAUUCUCACAGCCCUUUAUGUGUGUGAUUCCAUUAUGUCACUCGUGAUCCCCAAUGGUGAAAACCUCCCUCUGGGAAAUUCUCCCCUACUUAACUCGAUCCAUGUUGCUGCUCUUUUCUACUACAUAAGGAAGGGAAGGAAAGUCUGUAUACUUGCACAAUAUAGAUUACGAGGGUUAGGAGAGAACGAAGAAAAGACAACUCUUUUAAAAUGCAUAGAUGAAACUACAAUGUACUGUAUACUGUCACAACAACUUGUAAUGUUUGAUAAAACUGUUUACAUUUUUUAAACUGCUUAAAACUGUAUAUUGUGCACAUAUUAAAUCCAUCUGUUUGCAUAUAGCUGAAGUAUGCAUAUUUACAUUUUGUGCUUUCAACCAUGGUAUUACAAUAUUUUACAUAUCAUUGUGAUGGCAUCAUAGUGGUGUUCAUGCAGUCAAUGAUCUGCCUGCAUUUCAUUGGGAGAAAAAAAAUAUGACCCCGAUUUUGGAGGAAGAUCUGGAUAAAUUAUUAUCCAUUUAUUAAAUGUGAAUGUAAAAGUCUUCUUCAGAAUUUAAUUUGCCGAAUAUUUUGAGGUGUGACUGAGUUCCCCACCCUUGUCUUCUUGUUUUCUCCCUGUUAGAUAAAGUUAUCUCCUUUAUCCUGAAAUGUCUGUCAGUGCUAUCUGUCUGGGGCAGGGUAGGGUGGAGAAAAUGGUGGACGAGGAGGUUGAAAAACAGCUCCCUUGUAAAUCUUGGUGACAUCACUGUUACAAGGGUCGUGGCUCUGGGAAAAAAAUAAAAAAUCCAAGGGUCUACAGCCAAUUCAUUACUCAUGGUAUGGUGCUUCUUGUCUGAAGUUCUGUCCACAGAAAGGAAAACAUCUUUUACUGAAUCGCUCAAAACCACUGGGGAAUUCCAGUAGAGGCAAUGAUGUUUUUACAGAGAACUGGAAGUUAAAAUGAAUGAUACUAGGUGAAAAUAAAGUCACAACAGCUCA